UGAAAACAGACAGACAGCACAGAGAGCUAACACACAUCGAGGAUAAAACCACGGAGAGAGUCAGAAUAAAUCUUGUCAGUUUAAAAUAACAUUGACGCGUCUUACUAUAAGACGACAUAUCGACGAGGAGAGGUGAUUUGGUUGCUGAGAUUUCAUCACUGCGGGCAGCCGAGAUGGAGUUUCCAGAUCUGGGGGAGCACUGCUCUGAGAAGACCUGCAAACGUUUAGACUUCCUUCCCAUGAGAUGUGACGCCUGUCAAGAGAUCUUCUGCAAGGACCACAUAACCUAUGCAAAUCACAAGUGCACGUCAUCCUACAAAAAGGAUGUCCAGGUCCCAGUUUGUCCUUUGUGCAACAUCCCUAUUCCCGUGAAGAGAGGAGAGAUGCCCGACAUUAAAGUCGGUGAACACAUUGAUCGAGAUUGCAAAUCAGACCCAGCACAAAGGAAGAGAAAGAUUUUCACAAAUAAAUGCUCUAAAGGAGGCUGUAAGCAGAAGGAAAUGAUGCGAGUGACUUGUGACCAGUGCCAUUUAAACUACUGUCUUAAACACCGACACCCAUUAGACCAUGAUUGUAAGACUGAUACAAAACCUCUGUCCAAAAGCGGACACGCUGCUGUAAUGAGGACUCAGGGUUCCUGCUCCACCUCCGCCUCUGCUUCUAGUUCAUCUGGCUCAGGAAGCUCUAGACCCGUUUCUAAUGGUAUGAAUGCAAAUAACAGAGGCCACAGCAGUGGCUCUGCCCCUCGGAUCCCCACUUCAGUUUCAGCACAGAAUGUAAUACCACCAUCAGCAUCAUUUCAAGCUGGGAUGACGGAGGAGCAGGCUUUACAAAGGGCUCUGGAAAUGUCUUUGGCUGAGUCGCGGGUAAAUGUCCAGCCAACCCUUAGCCCUCAGGAACAGGAGGAUUUGGCUCUCGCUCAGGCUCUCGCUGCCAGUGAAGAAGAAUACAGACGCCAGCAGCAGAGACAACAGGGGAGGGAGUCCAAACCAUCGAACUGCAGCCUUUCUUAAUGUUGGACCACCAUUUAGACUUCAAGCUGUGCUAAUUACAUACUAGAACCUGCACAUCUGGUAUUAUCAGUAUCAAUGAUUGUGAAAUAAAAGAACCUCUUCAAAGUUUCUCAGACAUUACCGCCUUCCACAAUAUGAAGCACAUACUUUCCUAGCAGGAUCAGUCAUUUUUACUAAUGAUUUGCUCUGUACAUAUUUUAUAUGCUGAUCAUGAAACCAUUAUAUUAUCGUAUAUGAAUAUUGAAUAAAUUAUUUCAAAGAUGCA
Messenger RNA from Scomber japonicus (chub mackerel), 1278 nucleotides. RefSeq names its product zinc finger, AN1-type domain 2A (gene zfand2a). The coding region runs from base 174 to 1013 and encodes 279 amino acids. The record is from RefSeq and is a predicted model, not a curated record. Gene Ontology annotation, biological process: proteasome-mediated ubiquitin-dependent protein catabolic process; protein targeting to ER. Gene Ontology annotation, molecular function: zinc ion binding. Lineage: Eukaryota; Metazoa; Chordata; Actinopteri; Scombriformes; Scombridae. Gene Ontology annotation, cellular component: cytoplasm; endoplasmic reticulum. The transcript is spliced from 10 exons.